This is a messenger RNA of Priapulus caudatus, 4338 nucleotides long. RefSeq lists its product as uncharacterized. The transcript is spliced from 4 exons. Gene Ontology annotation, cellular component: nucleus. The record is from RefSeq and is a predicted model, not a curated record. The coding region runs from base 159 to 3920 and encodes 1253 amino acids. NCBI's taxonomy places the organism in Eukaryota, Metazoa, Priapulida, Priapulimorpha, Priapulimorphida, Priapulidae.
AAUAUGGCAGCCCCGUAGGUACAGCCGUAUUUCACAAUCACAGUACUGAAACCAUCCAAACGAAUCAAGCCCAUGCAUAAAAAAUGUAGACAAAACGCCGCAGGAGAUCUUAUCCCAAAACAACUGGCAAACUGGGUAUUGUCUCUAUCCGUGAUACCAUGGCUCCAUCUAGUGACGUGGUGAUAUACUAUAGGUGCACAACAUGCUGUGAGUGCUUUUUCAAUCUAUCUGAAUUUCUCAGUCAUGCCGAGAGAGUUCACUGUAAAGUACUAGUGUGUCAAGGUCAUGACCCGGAAGAGAACACUGAAAAUGAGAUUGUUGGCAACAUAGGUACAAACUUCCAGGCACUACCUAAACCAGAAGACCAUGUUGUGGAAAGACUGAACAUUGCCUAUGAAGCGGCAGCGUUGUUAGAUCCGCCUAUAGUUGAGAACACGUGUUCUACUGAAGAAGGAGAAGUUCCACCUGUCACUGUGAAACUUGAAGUGAUUGAUGAUCACUCUGAUAGUGAGAGUGCAGCAGGUCAAACUACAGGUGCGAACAAUGAUGCGACCUUGACUGCAUGCUAUGAGGAAAGUGAAUAUCAAAUGCAGGCGCAUAACACUGAGAACAUGAUCAAUCCUAUGGUGGAUGGGAAAUAUUAUAACCCGUUAUCAACGUACAUGACAACAGAGGAUGUGCUAAGUUUAGUUGACGGAAAAAUGCCAUAUGACUGUAGAACAACUUCUGGAGGCAAUGAUCUCUCACGACAGACUGAUCAUCACCCUUCAAGUUCGAGAGCUAGUCAUAAAAACUACAGACAAAUAUAUCCUAAACUUUUGCAUCCGACUGCCAGUCUGAACGCCGCCAGUGCUCAUGGUGGAUUACUUAUGACAACUGAAUCUCAAAGCAGUGCUACAGAUCAGUCGAUGUCUAUUACUAGCAACAGGCUUGCUCAAUCUUCCACUUCUAUUUGUGUGUUCGAGCAGCCACAGCAAGAAUAUGCGCAGCAUACGGGUGGUUGUAAUCCGGUGGUAAAGAGUGCCGCAUUUACCUGUCCAAUAUGCCAGAAAGUUGUAAAAGGUCAAAAGCUGCUCUUAAGGCAUUUAAGAAUGCAUACUGAAGAUAGGCCAUAUAAGUGCACAUUGUGCGCGUCAGCGUUCAAGCACAGCUCCAGUCUCGCCGUCCAUCGGAGAGUUCACACGGGAGAGAAACCAUUUAAGUGUGCAGUGUGCUCCUCUGCAUUCACAAAAUGCUCAAAUUUAUUAUUUCACCGUAAAAUUCACACGGGAGAGAAACCUUAUGUUUGUACAUGUGGGUCUGCUUUCAAUCAUCCUAGUAACUUGAAAAGACACAAAGCAACUGCAUGUAGGACUGAAUUCUAUGCUGGUCAUUUAUUCGAAAUUAAUAAUAUGGCUCCAUCUAGUGAGACGAUAAUGUACUUCAGGUGCACUUCAUGCUGCGAGUGUUUUUUUACUCGAUCAGCAUUUCUAAAUCAUGCCGAGAGAGUUCACUGUAAAGUACUGGUGUGUCAGGGGCAUGACCCUGACGAGAACACAGAAACUGUUGUGGUUACUGCUGUAUCCACUGAAGCACAGACAUCAUCAUCCAAGGUAGAAGAUAGUGUGCAAGAUCAAAUGAUUAUUGACUAUGAACCUACCACAUUGUUACACCGACCUUCAGCAGACAAGAGUUGUCCUCCUGGAAGAGGAGGAAGAGGCAGUGGAGGAGGAGGAGGAGGCGAAGUAGGAGGAAGAGGAGGAAGAGGCGAAGUAGGAGGAAGAGGUGAAGUAAGAGGAAGGGGAGAAGUUUCACCUGUCAUAGUGAAACUUGAAGUGAUUGAUGAUCAAUCUGAUAGUGAGAGUGCAGCAGGCCCAUCUACAGGGGCGAACUAUGGAGCAGCGACCAUGAAUGCAUGCUACGAGCAGAGUGAAUAUACCAGCAGCGUGAUGCAAGCCCUAAAUGGCAGAUCAGAGGACCUGCUAAGCUCCGCAAACACCUAUUUUGAUCAGUUAUCUGCCGUGAAUAAGGAUGACGUGUUGAAUAUAGUUGAGAGGGAAAUGCCAUACACCUGCUCAGUCGGCAUAAGGAACCACGAGAUCUCACUGCCAACACGUGAAGUGCAGGCAUCGCUAGCGUCUUCCACGAUAAGAGACAACCAGCACCAGUUGAGAAACCAGUAUCUCAGCUCUGGUGCCAGUGCAGCAUCACGGCCCAGUCCAUCCUAUUUUUCCUCUGAGUCAAGGGGAAGUGUGAAACAUUCUCCGCUGCUAGCGACGUCUACUGCUUCUGCUAACAAGUUUGAUCACAUCGUCCAGGCGAACCUUCCGCAAGAUGUGCGGCUGCACCGUCGUAGGCCACUGCAGUGCCCUCUCUGUCACAAGAUCUUCAAACGGAAAGAAACGUUGGUGUUGCAUCUGCGAGUUCACACGGGAGAGCGACCGUACAAAUGCACGGUGUGUCCGUCCGCGUUUAGCCAGCAGUCUGGUCUCACGUGUCAUAUGCGAACUCACACGGGAGAGCGACCAUAUGUGUGCGCGGUGUGCGGCAGCACCUUCAACCAGUCGAACAACUUGAAAAGGCAUCAGCGACUUAAAGGACAUUAUCCGCUGGCUGCGCUGCUCCCAGGUCCUGCUGGUGCUGCUCCUUCCAUCUUUACCGCUUGUAAAUACAAGAUGUCACCGUCUAGUGAAGUGCUAAUGUACUACAGGUGCACUUCGUGCUGCGAGUGCUUUUUCACGUUAUCUAAAUUUCUCGAUCAUGCAGAGAGGGUUCACUGUAAAGUGUUAGUGUGCCAGGGUCAUGACCCAGAGGAGAACACGAACUCCGUCGAUAGUGUCCAGCCGGAAAGUGUCCCGUCUAAAUACGAGCAUGUCGUUGAGGCAGCUGCUGUGCAGAGAGCUGGAGCUAAUUGGGAAGCGGCGAGGGUACAGCCGGAGGCGUCGGCCACGAGCAGUUGGCCUUCGGAAGAAGUUCCACUGGUAAACGUCAAGGUCGAAGCAAUGGACGAGAUUGACAAUGCGGCGACAAGUGUGGACGAAUCGUUGGCGACGACGAUAUUCUUCAACGACCAUUUACAAGUUCCCGGUUCGGUUUCGGACGACAUCUUGUGCUCAGUUAGAGCCGAAACGGACUUCUACCCCUCGCUGUCGGAUACCGGCGUGACGAACGAAGACAUUUUUAAUAUGCACGGCAUUCCACUGGAGAUGCAGUAUGGGGGCAUUGCCGUCGACGAAAACAUGGCCCAGCAUGCGAGAAGGAGAGAUCACCAGCCCAAUGACGCACAUAUAGCGCGGCAGGUCCAGCAUUCGGAGCGAGAGAAGACGGGCUGCAUCAUUCCCGCAGUAACGAAGAGAGCGCCGGGGACAACACUGGGCAGUGCGCCGCACGCCGUAGUCAAACUGAGGAAUAGGCCCAGAGCGACAAACACUCUCGAUUUAGGCUGUGGGGCGAGGAGGAAUUUCGGUGCCAGUCAGUCGUCCCUACCCACAGUUCAGCGCGCCAGUACGAGUUCGAAUAUAGCCGCCCCUGGUCACAGCAUUGGUGAGCAGCAGCAGCAGCAGCAUCAACAGCAACAGCAGCAGCAGCAGCAACAGCAGCAGCAGCAGCUAGCCGCCCAACGUGUGCCGUGCAACAAGGCGUCGGGACGAAGCAAAACCUGCCUCAAUGCCCAGUGUUUCGUGCACGCACGCGAGAAACGCUAUCCGUGCAUCGUGUGCUCCUCGGCAUUCAGCUUCCCCAGUGCUCUGAAGUCGCACUUGCGCAGUCACCGAGGCGAGAAGCCUUACAAAUGCGAAUGGUGCGACGCCGCGUUUGCCAAGUCUAGUAAUUUGAUCACGCACCGACGAAUGCACACCGGAGAGAGACCUUAUCAUUGUGGUAUUUGCGGGGAAAAUUUCACACGUUCGACGUUGUUGAAGAGACACCAGAGAAAGCACUGAAAUUCCAAUAUGUGAAUGAGAUUUACUUUUGUAAUUUUGAUCUUAUGCUAGAACAAGAUGGUCUAAAUAGAAUCGUCCAGAAGUAAUAUGUCUUACACUCUAGAACAGCUCGUACCGUAAAUGCUAUAUGCAGUGGUUGAUAACAAUUACAGUUAAUGUUGUACACUUUCUCAACAAAAUGAAUUCAAAAAGUGAGCUAAUGGUCAGGUAAUAUAUAAAAAUGAAUGAAUUGGACAGAGAUGUUAUGUAAGACACCUUCGUAAGGAUAAUGUUUCGUAGUUUUUCUGGAUUUUGAAAUCUCAAUCAUUGAUGGAUUUUUGCUAGUUGUGGAACAGUAGUCGUUUGCGCAGAAAUUGUGUGUAAUAGAAGAAAUUAUAAUCAAUAAAUGGUGCAAUAAAUAAUAUAGUCACGUAUUCGA